Molecule: messenger RNA, 2246 nt
Organism: Pseudopodoces humilis (Tibetan ground-tit)
Lineage: Eukaryota; Metazoa; Chordata; Aves; Passeriformes; Paridae
Gene: PPIF
Product: peptidylprolyl isomerase F
Biological process (GO): protein folding; protein peptidyl-prolyl isomerization
Cellular component (GO): cytoplasm
Molecular function (GO): cyclosporin A binding; peptidyl-prolyl cis-trans isomerase activity
Source: RefSeq, a predicted model, not a curated record
GGGCAGCGGCGGCGUGUCCUUGUGUCUGUCUGUGUGUCCGCGCUUGUUGUAGCGCCCGCUCUGCACACCCGCGGGAUGCUGGCGCUGAGCGCCGCCCGCCGCCUGCUUCGCCCGCCCGGGGACCUGCUGCCGCCGCUGGGGCUCGCCUGCAUGUGGGCGGCCGGUGCCCGCGGCUGCAGCGGGGCCGGCGCCGGUUCGCCCAACCCGGUGGUGUACUUGGACGUGAGCGCCGACAACCAGCCGCUGGGACGCGUCGUGCUGGAGUUGAAAGCUGACGUGGUCCCAAAGACAGCAGAAAACUUCAGAGCUCUUUGUACUGGUGAGAAAGGAUUUGGGUAUAAGGGAUCCACUUUUCACAGGGUGAUUCCUUCAUUUAUGUGCCAGGGUGGUGACUUUACAAAUCAUAAUGGAACUGGUGGAAAAUCCAUCUAUGGCAGUAGAUUUCCAGAUGAAAACUUCAUACUUAAGCACAUAGGACCUGGUGUUCUUUCAAUGGCCAAUGCAGGACCCAACACAAACGGAUCCCAGUUCUUCAUUUGCACUGCAAAAACUGACUGGCUAGAUGGAAAGCACGUUGUUUUUGGGCAUGUAAAGGAAGGAAUGGAUGUGGUGAAAAAAAUCGAGAGCUUUGGUUCCAAGAGUGGAAAGCCCUCUAAAAAGAUUGUCGUUACUGACUGCGGCCAGAUAUCUUAACCUUUUGUCCCACCCUUCAUGACAACUUGGAUGCUGUGAAAAAUGAAUCAUCAAAACACCCAAACAUUUCUUGUCUCAGGAGUAGCACCUAUGGAAACAUGUCUUUUAUUUAACUUGGUCCAACUUUUAUACUUCUAUUGAAUAAUAUUGAUUAAAACCAUAAAAUAAUAACUGAAGCAUGUUGUAACUGCACCACCAUGGUAGUCACACUGGUUUGGUAGAGUCCCCUUGUGUUUUGCAAGAAGUGCUAAAGUCACCCAGGGUGUACCUGACUGCAGUAUUGAUACUGUCCUUAGUAUUUGGAUGUUUCAGGUGUUAGAAUGGGUGCUGGAGUUGACAGCACGCAUUCUGCACUUGGGGGUUAGGUGUAAAUGGAGAAAUGCUGUGUUUCCUUUGGUGCUAAGAAAUGCUUCUUCUGUUGUCCAUCUCAUCAUUUUGAAGCAGUGCUACUGACCAGUGCUCUCAAGGCUGUCUGCAACAACACUGGCAUUUUCUUUGUGUCUCAGUUAAAUUCUGUCCUAUAGCUUUAAUGAGCAGCUGUGGGUUUCUUAAAAAUUAAUUCUGGUUUAGUCUUUCUUAUAGUCUCAGACUAGUUAUGAAAAAUCAACUCUACCUUACUUGCUUCAGUGGAGCAAUUUGACUUUUGGGUUAAGUAAAUUGCUUUAGGUUGAGUUAGGCUAAUACUGAAGCUCUGUCUGGCAAUAAGACCUCACCUCAAUCCAGCCAAAGGAUCUCAGGACUUUUUUUGUUAUGGAACUGUGAACUUGAAGUGUGCUUCUGCUCUGGGAUCUGGUUCUGUGAGGAAUGCAGCUCAGUUCUCAAUAUAUGGCCUAUUUUUGUACUUGGAGAAUAUAACCAGUAUAGUGAACCUGCUUGAGUGAGAAAUAGGUUUGAUUGCCUUUUUGUCAUGUUGAUCCUGUGAAGUCAGCACAACUUGGGUAUUACUUGGAUUAUGAUUUCUUCUUAUGCAUCAUUAUCAUCAGUCAGAAUUGGUCAUCACAGAAUCAAUCACAAGGCCUAAUCAGUGCAGCAAAAUCAUUAUUGUUGGGGUUUAUGCAUAAGAAGGAAAGAAUUCAGGUGAUCAGCUAAAGACAUUUCAUUUGUAAAAAGCAAGAUGUAUGUUCUGUAUGGCAUGCUUGAGCAGCAGCAAACAUUGGAACCUCACACCAUUGCCUUUGGAAUCACUAAGGCUGUAAAGUAUCAAUGAUUGUGGGAAAAAUCAUAUAAUUGUUUUGUGCAAUAAUGUCAUUAGAGAAAAAUGUGAUGGUUUUCUUCAAAUGUGAGUUUAUUUUCAUUGCAGGAUGAUAAUACAUGGGCUUAAAACUAUUUUGUACUGAAUAUUUUUGCACUGAGGGCUACACUCAUGAGUGCAAGGUAGUAUUUAGAAGUAAUUUCACAAAAAUGGAAUUAAAAAGCUUUUUAUUCUUUCCACUGUAGCUGCUUAAUCUCUGUAAUAUUUUUUAAAUAUUAAAUUGUGAUGGUUUGGCUUGUUUCACUUGGAUACAAUAACUAUUUUUUUGCAUUCUCUUAAUUUGUAUAUGAAAAUUAUUAAA